ACACACACACACACACACACACACACAACAUCUGUACAGCACAUCUCAAAAGUGUGGCAUCCCUUGCUUGUGUACUAAAACUGAAGUGGGUCUUCCACAUCCACACAUACAGAUGUCUAAAAACAUAGUGAUGCGGGACCUGCAUGCACCUGAACUAGAAUAUGUGUUGAUCUUAAUAAUUAACAGCAUGAUUAGCAUCUGUAAUAACUCGGGUUUAGUACGACAUCAUGCGUAGUCAUCAUCACGUGCUUCCUCCCGGGGUUUUACAUUCUUACACGUCCUGCUACAAAGCACUCAAUCCUAGCUCUUGGUUCUCGUUGGAAGGCUCGUCGCUCUUCAAUGGCCGCCGCGUCUAUCAAGACGUGUGUGUGUAAAGCCAGUGAGGAGGAUGAGGUCGACGUCAUUCGUCACUUUCGAGUCGAACUCGUGAGUAGCUUGAGUCCUAGCGAUAUCAAAUGUAUCUGCGACAAGUUGUACGCCAACGUCAUAAUCUCACUGGAAGAGUACGGUUCAAUCACCAGCGAGCGUCACCUCAUCGCACAGGAGCAGGCGCGAGAGAUGUUGAACAUCGUGCAAAGGAGAGGGGACGCGCAGAAGGCUGAAUUUGUAACGAUGGUGUGCGAUAUCGACGGAGUAAGAGAUCUGGGACGAAAGAUGAAGAACUGGCAAGACAAGAGAUCGAGCAACAUCAGACCAGAGUGUUUGACGGCAUCGAAACUACAGGCAGAAAACAGCAAAUUGAGAGCAGAAAACAGCGUACUGCACAGCGUAAGAAAAGAAAACAUCCAACUGAAGACAGAGAACCAGAAACUGAAGAUGCAGAGCGAGUUGACGGAAGGCAGGAAUUCUUCGAGACUGAUUGAGCAUGCACUGCGACUCCAACUGGAUGCAUUUGGCGAUGGCAGCAUGUCUUACACGGGGUGCUGCAGGUCUAUGCAAUGUGUUCCACUUCCUAACUUAUGCCAAGGAACCACGGCCAACUGUGUUGCGUCUGUUGGAGAGGUUGUGUUUGCCUCUUCAUGGGCAGCUAGAAGUCUUUACUCACUAGAUUUGUCCGCGAACUCACCAACCUGGGUCAAUUUUUUUACAAGUCCCCUUCCGAUCUGGAACGCUUUCACGUGGCAGAAUCGGUGCUGCAUUCGAGCUGGCGCUGACAACAGGAUUUACUAUUGGUCUGAUGGUGAUCGCAAUUGGAAUCCGCUAGCACGGAUGCCAAACACUCUAACAUUGGCACAAGGAUCUGCAUCACUCGUUGCCAAAAACAACCAAAUAUACAGGCUAGGUGGCUACAAUGGCGACAGUCUUGACAUAGCUGCAGUCUAUGACGUAGAAGGCGGGAAACAAUGGAAUAACCUUCAACCAAUGCCUUUUCAGACUCGCUGGUGCUCAUCAGCUGUUGUUGGUCAGCUCCUCUACGCGGCAGGUGGCUGUAUGCCUGUCGUCGGCUCUCGUGGUACCGUUUGGAGUCCCAUUAGGAACAUUACCGUUCUUGACAUCAGGUCACGUGACUGGAUGGCUCUUCCUUUUCUUGAGCAUUAUAACGCUACAAUAUCCUCCGUUGGUGAUCACAUAGUGGCAUGUGGAGGGUGUAAUCAAUACUCUAGGUAUGACGAAAAUCAUGACGGAAGACAACUGUCAGUCCUGGAUUUGCGUUCACGUCGCUGGCUUCCUCUCCUUCCCACGUUGAAGCAACAUACUCUUCAUGGAAUGUGCUCAAUCGGUGAUGGCAGGCUUGCAGUGGUUGCUGGCAAAGAUAGCAGGGUUGUGGAGCUCUUGUUGUAUAGCUAGCUGCCAAUGUCUCGUUCAGUAGGAAACAAUUGGGGCUAUCAAUUGCUAGCUCACGGAGCAAAUGUACUCAAAUGUAUACUUAUACUGCUGUGCAAAUGGAUCUCCUGUACAAUUGCAGCCGGUGUCUUUGCUGUGCAGUAGCUAAUGGAACUGUGCAUACAGAAUUCGAAAAUAUUGUUGAUCAAGAGUUUUAGCAUGCAUGCAUGUAAACAGCAUAUCAAGUUGUAUAGUACAUAGUUUGUAUAAACUGUUUCUAUGCGUAUAGGAGUGUAAUUCCACUGCAUUCCAUUUAUAUCAGAAUGACUUCUGUAAUCUGCAGCUGUACGUGCAGUCACUAGAAUUAAUACAAUAGGACAAUUAUACACUUAGCCCGGAUAUCCGGGCCUUGGGUAAUAUUUAAAGAUCAAAUUGUGUGUGUGUGU
Corticium candelabrum is the source of this 2210-nucleotide messenger RNA. RefSeq lists its product as uncharacterized. Bases 340 to 1788 code for a protein of 482 amino acids. Gene Ontology annotation, biological process: regulation of apoptotic process. The record is from RefSeq and is a predicted model, not a curated record. The transcript is spliced from 3 exons. Gene Ontology annotation, molecular function: protein binding. NCBI's taxonomy places the organism in Eukaryota, Metazoa, Porifera, Homoscleromorpha, Homosclerophorida, Plakinidae.